Molecule: messenger RNA, 1550 nt
Organism: Neopsephotus bourkii (Bourke's parrot)
Lineage: Eukaryota; Metazoa; Chordata; Aves; Psittaciformes; Psittacidae
Gene: SIL1
Product: SIL1 nucleotide exchange factor
Exons: 10
Source: RefSeq, a predicted model, not a curated record
CUAAUUGUUGUGCAGAUGUCAUCUUCCAGGCAGGCAUGAGGUUGUAGGCUUUAAAAAAGCUGAACUGUCGUUUGCUACCAGCCUUCUCAACUGGUGGCAAUGUCUCGUGGGGCUGGUCUCUCCACUGCUGCCAGACUCAACCUGCUGCUCUUGGUGGUCUCUGCAGUGUUCUCCUGGUCAAGCCUAAGCGACAGAGUGCCUGAGUUUGCCCUUACUAAAAUAGAAGAGAGCGACAUAAAAGAUGACAGUGGGGAAGAGGCGGUAGCAGAAGAUGAUGUUGAUCCAGAAGACCUGGAAGUGUUUUACCCCACACGUCAGUGGCAGACUCUCCGUCCAGGUCAAGCUGUUCCUGCAGGGUCACACGUACGACUGAACCUGCAGACAGGAGACAGAGAAGUCAAACUCCCAGACAGUGAAAAUGGGAAAAGUGAUACAAGAAAAGAGAGAAGAAAAAGGCUGGGCAAGGUGGAUAUUGACUCAACUUCAUUCACAUCUCAGGAGCUCAAAAAGGCACUGGCUAAAAUGAAGGAAAGUGAGAAGGCAGAACGAAAGGCCCAUGAAGAAGAGGUGAGGAAGAAGUUCCGGCCCAUCGAGCAGCUGAAGGAGGAGUUUGAAAAGCUGAACGUGAAGAUGGAGACAGAUUAUGAAAUUAUGGUGAAAUUAAUCAGCAAAUUCAACAGCUCUGCCUCGACGCUGGAUGAAAAAGUAGCGGCGCUUUAUGAUCUUGAAUAUUAUGUUCACCAGGUGGACAAUGCUAAGGACUUCCUCUCCAUGGGUGGACUCCAGCUGGUGAUCCAUGGGCUGAACAGCACCGAGCCCACGCUGAAGGAGCACGCUGCCUUUGUCCUGGGCGCCGCGCUGUCCAGCAACCCCAAAGUCCAGAUAGAAGCCAUCGAGGGGGGGGCACUGCAGAAGCUCCUGGUGAUCCUGGCGACGGAGCAGCCCCUGCCUGUCAGGAAGAAGGCACUCUUCGCGCUCUCCUCCAUGCUCAGACACUUCCCCUACGCCCAGCAGCAGUUCCUCAAGCUCGGCGGCCUCCAGGUGCUCAGGAGCCUCUUCAGGCAGAAGGGGAUGGAGCCCCUGCACGUCCGUGUGGUGACGCUGCUCUACGACCUCAUCAUGGAGAAGAUGCUGCUGGAGGACUCGCAGCACGGGGACCACCUGGAGGAGAGGCUGCAGCAGUACCGGCAGGUGCAGCUGGUGCCGGCGGUGGUGGAGCAGGACUGGUGUGUGGUGGUUUCCAACCUGCUGGCCAUGCCGGAGCACGACAGCCGCGAGAAGGUCCUCAAGAUGCUGGGGGUGCUGAUGGCCUUCUGCAGGGAGCGCUACCGGGGGGACCCGGCCCUCAGCACCGCCCUCGGCCUCCUGCGCAGCGAGUACGAGGAGCUGGCGGCGGAGGAGCAGCGGGAGGGGGACAAGGACGGGUACUUCAGGGAGCUGCUGGGCUCUGUGAACACCAUCAUCCAGGAGCUGAGCUGAGAGCAGCCCCGGGCUCCCUCCGCUCCAGGCACUUCAGGGCACCAGUGGCAGUCUGCAUGGCACCGGUGUAC